This is a messenger RNA of Anopheles nili, 7098 nucleotides long. RefSeq lists its product as uncharacterized. The record is from RefSeq and is a predicted model, not a curated record. Bases 28 to 7098 code for a protein of 2356 amino acids. The transcript is spliced from 4 exons. NCBI's taxonomy places the organism in Eukaryota, Metazoa, Arthropoda, Insecta, Diptera, Culicidae.
GUUGCCAUCAUCAACACGACAUCCGGGAUGGCGACCGACACAGAGGACGAACUCCUGCCGUCUCCAUCGGUUGGUACAGCGUCGACCUCGGCUGCCCGAGCUGGCCGUAGGUUACGGAACCGUAACGUGCUGGUGGAGGACAGCGACAACGAUAGCAGCGGCAGUGGACCAAUCGCCGGACCGAGCCGCCGUCGGACGGUACCCGUUGCGAAGCUGGACCUGGCAUCAGAAAGCUCGGAAUGGGAAUCGGAUUGGAACAGCGACGAGGAACAGCUGCUGGAGAAAGGCGACAAGGACGCGGUGGCUGCCGUGUUGGCCAGCAAACUAGGGUACGCGUCUGAUGAGUCGAGUAGCGGAAGCAGCAGUGAUUACGAGAAAUGUCCAAUCUGUCUGCUGUCGCUGCACAACCAGGAAGUAGGUGUACCGGAGGUGUGCGAGCACGUUUUCUGCGCAUCGUGCAUCGAGGAAUGGUCCCGGAACGUGUCAACCUGCCCGAUCGAUCGGAAGGGCUUCGAAACGAUCAAUAUCUACGCGGAUGUCGAGCAGCGAAAGGAUGUGCUGCGGGUGUACCGCGUCCAACCGAAACCAGCGGAAGGUGAGGGUGAAGCAGAAGGAGAUGGCUCUGGGAUAGCGAAUGCCGGUGUGCCGGUUCCACAGGACGACGAGCUGACGUACUGCGAGGUGUGCCGGCAGGCUCACAGCGAGGAGACGAUGCUGCUGUGCGAUUCGUGCAAUUUAGGCUACCACAUGGAAUGUUUAAAUCCGCCGUUGCUUGAAAUUCCAUCAGGCUCGUGGUACUGUGAUUGCUGCUUUGCCUCCGGCUCGGACGAGGACGAUAACGAGUUGCAGGAUUUGUUGGACGAUCUGAACGAGAUAGGCGGAAUGCGCGAGUCUCGGUUACGGCAACGCAUCCACAGUCCGCUGCGGAUUGUUCGUACACGCCAGAGCGAGCGGAUUCGAGCGGCAAUCCUGACACGAGCGGCGGCCGCCGUCCGGUUGAACAUAGUCCAGAGCUCACCAGAUGCCACGGGUCCAUCAACGGUUGCGGCACGUGUACGUCGUCUAGCAGCCGGUUCCUCUGCACACGGAGGCAGCAGCAGCAGUAGCAGCUUGGUCGCCGUGGCCGCUCCACCCAGAGCGCGCAAGACAGUAAAGCGCAAGCGACGUCGCCGGACGAGGCGGAAAAUUUUAAGCAUGAUAAUCUCCGAAUACGACGUAGACGACAACGAUAACGGAGGUGAGGGUCAAAAGUUCGCAAUCAAGCGCAAGAAGCUGUACAGCACGCUAAGAAAGCUACGGAAAAAGCGUGCCAAGCGACGAAAAACGGGCACCAUCGCUGGGGCGAGUGGAAACCGGCGUCGUAGUGCUGCGGCCGCCGCAGCAGCAGCAGCAGGCCUUACCGAGAACGGAGAGCUGAUUCGAGCGACCAACCUCGCGGAAGACUCAGUUCAACGGCAACGGAUCAGUGCGGGCAUAACGCCGCUGAAAAUUUUCGGCGGCCGGAAUGAUUUGGAUUAUUUUAGUGAUGACGAUGACGAAGAGGGCAGCAGCACCGGCGGUGGUGCGAUAGGUGGUGCUGGUGGUGGAGGAUCGACACUUGUGGCUGGUGGAUCGGCCGGCCCGAGGCUGCGCAACGCGCUCAACCGUAGGCGAGUGUUGAAAAGUGGAUUCGAAAGUUUUAGCACACCUUCACCAGCGGCUGGUGGCGCGGGAUCUGCUGGUGCGGAUCUGCUUGGGAGUAUCCUUGAGAGCCAGGAACGGUGGCAUUCGCGAGAUGGCUUACGAAACGUCCGCAUCAAUGGCGGUCGUAUCAUCUUCCCUAGCGAGUCCACAACCGACGAUCGGCGACGAGCUUCUCCUGCGGAUUCAAGCAGGCGCAACGUGACUGUUCCAACUUCGGUUCAGGCAGCCGCUAACACACCUGGCACGAGUGCCACUUCGCCGCCAGUAACGGCCACUGGGAGCAGCAGCGGAAGCGCAAAUAGUACGACCGGAAACAAUCCUUCCUCGAAUAAUAUAGUAACGAACGGCAAUGGGAGUGAUGUGGGAAUGGCCAACGCAUCCGGUAGCAGAACGCAGGACAGCAAUAGCACCACAUCAGGAAGCACCGCUUUUUCCGGUCCAUCAAGCUCGUCGGUGUUUGCCGGCGAUUCACCGAUAGCCGGUAAAUCAAACAGCACCACGUGCACACCUACCAAGCAGAAGAAGGACGACGAAGAGGAGCCACGUCGAGAGAAUAGCGUUAAAGCUGUCGCCAAUCGAUUACCGAAAGGGUUGGCACAUGUUGCGGAAUCUGAGCCGAGCACUAGUGCGGCGCCGGUGGAGAAUAAUUGUCCAAACUUUUCCAUCUAUUCCUCGGAAACGCUGCAGUACGCGAAGGGCGAAACAGUCGGAAACCAACCGUAUGAUCCGCUCGACAGCGAACAGCGUACGGAUGACGAAGGAGAGCGCGAUGAGGAUCUGGUGCAGCUAGAUGACGACGAUAUCGAUGGAGAACCGUAUGGUCCGAAGGAAAACGAGCUAAACUCAAGCACGAAUGCUACCGUAAAUGGAGGAGGACAGAUUCAGGAAACGUUAGCUGCGAGAGAUGAAGCUGUGUCGCAGGAGCAAGACCGGGAGGAUAACGAUGUCGACGAUGGUACGCCAGCACGUGAUGAAUUCGACUCAGAAAGUGAUGACGAGCUAAAGAAAAUUGAAGCGGAUUCGAAUCGUGGAGCUGACGGACGUAGCCGAGCUCCUGGUGAGGUUAGUAGACUGGAUGCGUUGACUCCUCCGCUUACAAACUCACUUGUAGCGGCCCUUGGCGCGUCGGGAGCAGCAAUGGCGGCUGCUUCGGCCAUUGCAACAGCUAAUUUUGGGCCACCGGUCGGUUUGGGUGCUGGCGAGGACGAUCGAAGUUACACGCCCUGUCUGGACGAGAAGUAUCAGGAACGGCGUGAGCUGAUCGAUGGGGAAGAUCCUUGCGAUGGAGGUUCGUUACUGGCGGCGUCAGCUCGAUUUUGCAGCCAGGGUAGUGCAGUCGAUCUGGCCGGUAUAGAUGGUAUGGACACGGAGCUCAUUUCGGAGGAGGAUGACAGUGCGUUUGCGGAGGCAGCGGAAACCGGCGGUGGCCCAUCCAGUUCAAAGGGUGUGUCCGGUGGGGGUUCGUCGGCGAAGCGAAAGGACCAGUUGGCUUCAUUUAAGAAAGUGACCAAGAAAGGCCGCGAGCGGAACUAUCGCGAAAAGGACACGAGGAAACCAUCGUCACGAGAUGAUCGCUCCCGGCGAGGUGAGAAUGCCGAACUUAUCCGUGGCGCUGACGACAGACACGAUCGUAACAAUGGUGAUGCGGGCGAGAGUGGUGAGGAUGGCCGGAAGUCAUCCGAUCGACGAAAUCGCCAGCGACGUCCGAGACGCAAGGAGAUGCCAAGGUACGACAUCCGCUCGAUUAUUGCCGAAAAGCGACCGCGCAUCAUGAAGGAUCCUUUCGGACGGGAUAUUACCCCGAAGCGACGGUCCCGCACUCGCUCCCCGUCACCCCGCAGCAGAUCGCGGGAUCGCCGGAAUAUGUCGAUCUCUUUGUCGCCAGAACCGUUACCGCAGCGGUCGCGUCGAGAUUCGAAUUUCCCGGCUUCACGCAGGCGGUCCGUUUCACCACCACCGUUACCACCAGGACCCUCACGACACCGUGGCCGAUCGUCCCCGCGCGCUCCACGCUCCCCGUUGCCAGCAUUCCGCCGCUCACCACCCCAUCGAUCAUCGUCCCGGUCGCGAUCACGAUCGAGAGGGAUGGUGAGUGGUGCGAGGCGAUCGGGGCCCCGUUUAGCGCUUCGUUCGGUGUCCCCUCGCUCACCGCCAGCUCGUGGACGUUAUGGAGGUCGCGGAUCAUCGCGUUCCCGAUCGUUGUCCCGUUCGCGGUCACUUUCACCACUGCCCCACCACCAUCAUCAUCAUCAUCAGCAGCAGCAGCAUAAUCGGGCGCCAGUUCGCAGGGGAAGCGUUCGACGUUCACUUACUCCUUCGCGAUCCCGCUCACCGCCGGACCGACGUUUGGCGCGUGGAUCCAAAAAGAAAGCCAAACGAAAGAAGCGUCUCAUUUCUCUCAGCCACAGUCGGAGUCGCAGCCGCAGCAGAAGUCGCAGUCGAAGUCGCAGCCGUAGCAGGAGUCGUAGCAGAAAACGCAGCAGGAGCAGGAGCCGGAGCCGUGGCCGAGGUAACAAAUCCUCACAAGCAGCUCGUGGUUCUGUACGGAAGAAGAAAGGAAAGUUCCGCCGUAGCGUGUCCCCGCCGGUGGCGAAGAACGUUAACAAAAAGCAGAAGAAAAAGAAGGACCGGAAACGAUCGCCUUCACCGGCGAUGUCACGGUCACGAUCCCGCACACCCGUUCCAGCACCAGCAUUAUCGUCGUCAGCCGCCGGGGCUGGAGGAAUGCUAACGGACCGCCUGGCCAAGGGUGGAGGGCAACGAAUGCGGGAUGGUUCGUGGACGCCACCAAUGUCCGCAUCGCGACUGAAGGCCAACGGAGCGACGGCAUCGGCAGCAGCCAACCUUACAGUGAUUCUCACAAACGAGGAAGCCCUCGCGAAGCAACAAGAAGAGGUCCUGCUGGGCGCUGGUGGCAAGGAGAGGGACGGAGCGCGCGGUAAGCAGGCGCGUAAGGAAGCCCGCCGCAGGGAGCGGGUGGCCCGCGAGAAGAAUACCCUGCCCUCGAAGGAAGUAUUUACAUCGGGUGAUAAUAUUCUUGUAAGUGUUAGCUUUAACGACAAAAGUGCGCCAAACUCGUCCGGCAAGGACGGUAGUGGUGGGGGUGGUGGCGCGAACAGUGGCGGACAGGAUAAAUCCCGGACGGAGGUAGGCACAACGGCAGGAUCGUCGGAUCAUUCCCGACAUCAUCACCAUCAUCAUCAUCAUCACCACGCGGGUGCAACGCGAACCGGCAAGCAACGGCAGAAGGAUUCGACUGUGGCGAGCUCCUCUAACACGUCCUCGAAGCGGCUCCGGACGGCGGAGGGUGACGAGCGGCCGAAAACAAAACGACUCGAGGGCCGGAUGAGACAGAGAACCCGAACCGCCGUCGAUGUACCGUCGAAACCGAUCGUCAUCAUCGAUCUUGAUGGAUCGCCGUUCCGCGUGCUGACUCCUUCACCGAAGGCCGUCAUCGUGCUGUCGGACAGCGACACGGAGAAGGAGAAAGAGCGGCGAGGUGGUAGUAGCGGUGUUGCUGGCAGCGGAAACGCAGGAGGCCCUACAAGCGGGUCGGGUAUUGAGGCAACGGUAGGUGCAGGAUCAAACCAGGAUAAGGAUGGCAGCAGUGGUGGUGUUGGGUUGUUGCUCCGGAAUGGUGGAGCUCCUGGUAGCACACUUGGCCAAUCGCUGGGACUCGUGGAUGGAGCAAACGCGGUAAACGGUGCCGGAACAGGAGCCAUCCCGGUGACUGGAGGUUCCGGUGCAGCUGGAAGUGGCGUGGGCAUGCGUAAAACGCCUCCCGAUCAUCACUCACCGGUGGACGACAUGUUUGGGCCAAAGACCCCACCCGGAUUUCCUACUAGCUCUGGCGGUAGUGGUGCUGGAGGUGCGGGGAGCGGUGGUAACCAAUCAUCCAUGAAGGCACUACAAGCACCCAAGUUCUCGAUGCAAGUGAAAACGAAAUCUUCCAACAUUCGUCCCGUCAAUCCGCUGUACGAUCCGGGUGAUUUGGAGGAAGGCAAAGAGGACAGUCCUGAGGGCCCCGAAGGGACGACCGUUGGUGAGGGUACGAGCGGAGGGAAUAGCGGUCCUUCCUUGGCACAAGGUGGAUCUGCAGGUGGUUUGGGGUAUGCUGCGGGUGGUGGCAACACGAUAGCGACCGUUGGACCAAACACCCCACCGGAACCGGCACCACAAUCGCCCUCACCGGAUGUUUACGAUCCGUUUGAACCGACCAAGUCGCCCUCACCUUCACCGCCUCCCGGUUCUUCACGUGACCGUUCCGACGCGCUAUCCAUCGGUCGUCUGUCCGAUGAAGAUCAGAUGCAGCCGACGAAUCCGGGAACUGGUUCCGGUGCCGAAGGAAUUGUGGAUGGAACAACUACCGGAGGAGCGACAGGACCAAGUGACACCCUGAACGGAAGUUCCGUAGUGGAAUCAGGACAUACACGCACUUCUCCACCUGCUCUAAUGGGCCGCAGCAAUGGUAACAACGGUGGCAACAGCAAAGUGACGGUUCUCAGCAACAUCGUCUUGAGCGGUUCGUCCUCAAACGCAAACGUAACCGAUUCUGGUGGGCUGAACUCCGAUUCGGACGUCAUCUUUGACGAGUUCGUGCCAUCAUCCGGUGCCGCUGGUAACAGUCUCAUCUCAAAGUUGCCUUUACCGUUGGCCGGUUCCACUGGUGCGGGCCAAGGACCAUCCGGGAACAAGUUUGGUGACUUUAUGAACCCGACCGACUCACCGUAUUCGCCCGGUGCGAGCGAUUUUGAUGAUCUUUUCGAGCCACCCGGUGGUGUUGGUGGUAUGGAUCUGUUGGAUUCUCCACCGCUACAUUCACAUACCGGGAAACAGGCGAAUCAUCAGCAGCUGAACGCGAAUUCCCAACAGCAGCAGUCUGCGGCCGGUGCACGAUCAUCAAAACCGCUGCCAACGAAGGCUGCCAAGAAGGCGACCAACCAGUUCGAUUCGCUGUUUGGUUCAUCUCCUAACCAACAUACCGGUGGCAAGGCGGCACGUGGCAAUCGUAAGGGAGCGCAUAAACGCUCGAAGGGAGGUAAAUUCAACCAAAAAGGUGACGCCGCAAACGACGAAGAUCCAUCAAAGAUGUCGGAUAAGGAGAAGUACCUGAAGAAGCUCAACCGCCUCGAGCGCGUUGUUGAGGAGGUCAAGCUGGUCAUCAAGCCGUACUACAACAAGAAGCAAAUCAACAAAGACGAAUAUAAAGACAUUCUACGACGGGCAGUGCCGAAAAUCUGCCACAGUCGCACCGGAGAGAUAAAUCCCAUCAAAAUCCAGAAGCUGAUCAAGGCGUACGUGCGUAAGAUACGCGCCAAACGGCGCCUUACCAAGAAGGGUGGAGGCGGCGGUGGCAUCGGAGGAUCCGGUGGACCACUUGGUCUACCCAUGGCGAACAAUGCGAUCAUACUUUGA